AUGGCCAAGGAUGAUGAUCAACCUCCCACGCCUCCUCCUCCUCCUCCUCCUCCUCCCUCAAACGACUACCACCCUGCAAACUCCAUCAGCAACAUCCGGAACGAAGUUCCAGAAAUUCUUGACCGUGACAAAGGGAAUUAUGAUAAUGGUGAAAUUCGUGCUAUUUAUCUUGAAAAUCAAUUUAACAAUCUCUUUGUUGAAAAUUUUCCGGAUGUAUCCUCCUACUGUCAGAACUUGAAGGAAUUAAAAGACCAACUAGCUAAUGUCGGUCAGCCUGUGUCCGAAAGAACCUUAGUUCUUCGUCUCUGUGCCGGUUUAAUCGACUCCGACUAUGAUGGGGUGGCUCAAUCCAUCACUCAAACUCGACCUCUUCCCGGGUUCGAUGAAGCACGAUCAAGAAUCUUGCUAGAGGAGUCCCGCAAAUCUGCCAAGGACAAUUCGGGCCAAGCGUUUGUCGCUCAGGCAAACAACACCACCACCACCACCGCGGGAGCCGCUCAGCAACAACAGCAGCCGUCGCAGCAACAGGGCAGGGGUGGUGGUGGCGGUGGGCGCAGCAACAAGGGCCGGGGUGGAAAGUCCAAGCCAAAGGGCAGGGGUCGUGGCCAGCAGCAGACCCAACAGCAAGCCCAGGCCCAAUCCGCCACUCCACACCAAUCUGGCCCAACGCAGCAGCAACUCUGGGCCAGCUUCCAGCAGUGGGCUCAGCAAGCCACAUGGGCUAGGCCCCCUGCGCCAUUCCCUGUUCAGCAGCAACAACAAUCAAUCUUGGGCCAGCCCAAGUCUCAGCAGGCCUAUGCAGCCCAAUUCGGUCAGCCCAUGACCCCUACAGACUUGGCAGCUUCGUUCUCAACAAUGACUCUUCCAAAUCCCGACAAUCAGUGGUACGUGGAUUCGGGUGCCACAUCUCACGUGACGAAUAAUGCUGGAUCUUCGUACGGGGAACAUAAUAACGAGAUGUGAUAGUUCGGGAGACUUAUAUCCAGUCAAAACAACCAAGUCCACUCCGUCAACCUAUCUUGCUACCUCUCUCAGUGCUGUUUCUCCAUCUACUUGGCAUAGUCGUCUAGGACACCCUGGAGCUCAUUUUUUAGCUAUCUUUAAGUCUAAAAAUCAUAUUUAUUGUAAUAAGGAGCAAGACUCCAUGUUUUUUCAAUUCAUGUCAAUUAGGAAAACAUACUCGUCUUCCCUUUGACAAUUCUAAUAAUACUACUAUUUGUGCUUUUGAUAUUA
This is a messenger RNA of Chenopodium quinoa (quinoa), 1233 nucleotides long. RefSeq lists its product as uncharacterized. NCBI's taxonomy places the organism in Eukaryota, Viridiplantae, Streptophyta, Magnoliopsida, Caryophyllales, Amaranthaceae. The record is from RefSeq and is a predicted model, not a curated record. The coding region runs from base 1 to 963 and encodes 320 amino acids. The transcript is spliced from 3 exons.